Molecule: messenger RNA, 1751 nt
Organism: Oldenlandia corymbosa var. corymbosa
Lineage: Eukaryota; Viridiplantae; Streptophyta; Magnoliopsida; Gentianales; Rubiaceae
Source: the annotation of a GenBank genome assembly
UAAGAUUUGUCCCGAUUAUUCUAGCAGUUUCAGUGAGAUUACCAAACAACCCCCGAACGAAAAUAUCAACCAUUAAUUUGAGAAAAACCGCUAUAAAUAGCAUCAACCGUUUGCCUCUAUCCGUCCAUCGUCGUUUACUUCGUGAAGAGUACAAAGGCAGAGUUUACAAAUCUUUUUCAAUCGAUCUUCUUCUUUCUUGGAAAUACGGAAAAGCGAAAAAUCGAGCAUUGAAAUGGAAGGGUUUUCUUCGUUCUUCGAUUCACAAUCGGCGGCAAGAAACGGUUGGACUUAUGAAUCUCUCAAGAAUUUCAGGCAGAUCUCUCCGGUCGUUCAGAAUCAUCUCAAGCAGGUGUAUCUGACACUCUGCUGUGCACUGGUGGCUUUGGGUGUUGGUUCUUAUCUUCACAUACUGUGGAACAUUGGUGGUUUUCUUACCACUCUGGGAUCCAUUGGAUCCAUAGUAUGGUUACUGUCUACUCCUCCAUAUGAAGAGAAGAAGAGGGUUUUGCUGUUGAUGGCAUCUGCAGCCCUCCAAGGAGCUUCAAUUGGUCCUCUCAUUGAACUUGCAAUCAACUUUGAUCCUAGCCUUCUGGUUGGUGCUUUUGUUGGUUGUGCCGUGGCUUUUGGGUGUUUCUCAGCAGCAGCGAUGUUGGCAAGACGCAGAGAAUACUUGUAUCUGGCGGGCCUGCUUUCUUCUGGUGUUUCCAUUCUUUUCUGGCUGCACUUUGCCUCUUCCAUUUUUGGAGGAUCUUUGGCCCUGUUUAAGUUUGAGCUAUAUUUUGGCCUGUUGGUAUUUGUUGGUUACAUUGUCGUUGAUACCCAAGAUAUAAUUGAGAAGGCUCAUUAUGGCGAUCUUGACUAUGUGAAGCAUUCUCUUACACUUUUCACAGAUUUUGUUGCUGUCUUUGUUAGAAUUCUCAUUAUAAUGUUGAAGAACGCACAAGAGAAGGAAGAGAAGAAGAAGAAGAGGAGGGACUGAACUGAACACUCGUGAUACCAAAGAGAAGAAGAGACGAAAAAACAUAACAUGGAGGAUACUGUUAACUGCUUAUGUCUGUGAUAAUAAGCUCGAAGCUUUUUCUCUUUAGACUUUGUUUGUUAGUGUGUAGUAAGUAGCAGUAACUAGUGCUGAUGUUAAUAUUCGGCGUUCCAACUUUGGUGAACAAUGAAAUUGUGUAAAUGUUGCGAAUGCUCUUGGAGAUAUUGACGUCCUGUCCUUCUGAUCUCGUUCAACUUUCUUUCCUAAGUUGUUUACUAGUUGUGCAUGGUCCAAUUUUGGACGUCGAGUAAAAUUAAAUUUUGGCAUCAAUCAUUUAGUCUUUUAAAUAGGGCAUGUUCGGGUAUCAACAUGAAGUAGGUGUAGACUUCAUCAAAUUGAAUCGUUACUUCAGUGGCGAUCGAUAACUGCGAUUCUCUGAUUCUAUCGUACCAACUGCAUUUUAGGUAGUAUUUGCCCUUUACCUUUGUUAGCUGUUUUGUGGGGGUAGUGAUCGUUUUUUACCGUCUACAGUCAGAUGAAACAAAAAGCAGUAAAAAAUUAAAGAUUGGGUAACUUAUAGGUAGCUUUGUUUCCGCGGACAUAUGUCCAUCCGCAUGUCUCCAAGUGUACAUCUGUCACUGUUGCAAAAAGUCCCAUUGGUCAGUAAGCACUCGUGCAUGACCAUGACGAUCCUAAAUGGAGCCUGAUGGUUUUCCCAUCCCACGAUCCCCACUUUUAAAUAAUGCAUCAAUCACCACUUCUUUCUUUGCGC